Danio rerio (zebrafish) is the source of this 2045-nucleotide messenger RNA. RefSeq names its product SIX homeobox 4a (gene six4a). Gene Ontology annotation, molecular function: DNA binding; DNA-binding transcription factor activity, RNA polymerase II-specific. Lineage: Eukaryota; Metazoa; Chordata; Actinopteri; Cypriniformes; Danionidae. Gene Ontology annotation, biological process: regulation of DNA-templated transcription. The record is from RefSeq and is marked validated. Gene Ontology annotation, cellular component: cytoplasm; nucleus.
CCACUUACAAAGACACCCGAUAUCACUCGCAUGGCGCACGGGUAACCUGAUCAGCUUGGGCAGAAACGAGGCGGGGUGACGGACUAAAGGAAUCUGAGGUGAAGAACAAAAACAAUGUCUGUUUCCUCUAGUGAAGUGACAGUGCCAGGCGACAUCAAAAAGGAAAAUGUGAAGUACACGGAGCUUCUCGAGAGCUCCACGGCCAAUCAGGAGCACGUCAAACUCCUGACUCUGGACAGUCCGGUGGCCACUGGGAUGCGCGUGGGCCAGCAGACCUCUCCACCGGCGCGCAAGAUGCCAACUAUGGACUCUUUGUUUGCGCACAGUUCGCCCGCAGUAACCGCGACCUCUUUGGCUUUCUCACCGGAGCAGGUUGCGUGUGUUUGCGAGGCGCUUCAGCAGGGGGGCAACGUGGACCGACUCGCCCGUUUUCUGUGGUCUCUCCCGCAGAGCGACUUAUUGCGCGGUAACGAGAGUAUCCUCCGCGCUCAGGCACUCGUGGCUUUCCACCAGGCGCGCUACCAGGAGCUUUACAGCAUCUUGGAGAGCCACAGCUUCAGCCCCUCGUGUCACUCUGCCCUGCAGGACUUAUGGUACAAAGCCCGGUACACGGAGGCGGAGAAGGCCCGCGGUAGACCGCUGGGAGCAGUAGAUAAAUAUCGCCUCCGACGAAAGUUUCCCCUACCCCGGACCAUCUGGGAUGGAGAGGAGACGGUGUACUGCUUCAAAGAGCGCUCCAGGAACGCGCUGAAGGAUCUCUAUAAGCAGAACCGGUACCCGUCCCCGGCCGAGAAGAGGAAUCUGGCCAAGAUCACAGGACUGUCCUUGACACAAGUCAGCAACUGGUUCAAAAACAGGAGGCAGCGAGACAGAAACCCAUCAGAGACGCAGUCCAAAAGCGAGUCGGAUGGAAAUCACAGUACGGAGGAUGAGAGCAGUAAAGGUCAGGAGUCUCUCUCUCCAUGCCCGAUGUCCACCUGCGCUGAUGGGCCAGUGAGUAACACAGCUCUGCCUCUCUGCUCCGGCUCUCUGGACGCCGGAGUGAUCGUCCAGCAGGUUGCAGACAGCAGGACCUCUAUCUCUCCACCCUCCGUCAUCUUCAACGGAGUCUCAGUUCACUCACCUGCCUCUGUUUUCCACAACGGCACCCCUUCAUUUCUCUCCUCCACGGGACACGUCUUGUUCAGUGGCAUGAAUUUGGGACUCCAGUCUUUGGCUUGCAGACCUACAGAUGUGGAGAUGGACGGUGCAGCACAGGAGAAAGGGGGAACGGCAGACCCUGCACUGGCCUACUCUUCAUUUCAUUGCAGUGUCAAUGGGACGGAUGUAGAGGUGAAAGAAGAAGAUUUGAGGAAGGACGUUUCGGUGCAGGACCAAGCACCGUCUAUUGGUUCAGCAUUCAGCAUCACUCCAUCUAAUGGCUUGCAGAUUGAUAGUUAUAGUUUGGUUACUGAAGGAAACAAGGUUGUACUUCCCUCCCUGCAACUCACAGUAUCUUCUUCACCCUCAUCAGUCACACAGGGUGUUGUUGACUGCAGUUCUCCAGUGUGUCAGGAGCGGCUCCAGCUCACCUCUUUGGAGCCCAGCAGCACACUCUACAGCCUGGGCAACAUUCACACAUUGUCUGCCGUCAAGAAGGAGCCACUGGAGCCUCCUGGAGGAUUCCUUUACCACCUGGGUUACUCAUCUGACCCCACGCACAGCUCGCCCUUACUGGCCCAAACGGACCUGCCCACAGAGUUCAGAGGUCACACUGACCACAUGACCUCCAGCGUAAAUGGAGACUUCCUAUGUGCUGUUUCUGAGGGAGGAAAGGGAGAAAUGGAGGAAGAAGAGGAAAAACAACUGACAAAACUAAAAACUGUGCAUUUAGAGGAAGAGAUGACCGACCUUUGAACUUAAGAGGAGAAGAAGGUAAAAUACUGAAAAUCAUUAUUUGGAAAACAUUAACUCAAACAUUAUUUUGGAUUAUUGAUUGAGAUUUUUUAUGUUUUCAGACUCUUGUUUUGUGUAUUGUAAAGUAUUAAAUUAUUUUGGUGAAUCUG